AUGUGGACGUUCGACCCUUUUGUGGACGAUUUUACAAAACUGGAAGAAAGAAUAUCCAACUACCUCUCCAACACAAAAAUAGAGUUCUGUCCAUUAAAAACACCUCAAAUCGACUUUGAUUUUCAAUUAUCACUCAACCGUCUAAUAAAAUCAUACAAAUCUGGACAUUUCAAGUCAUCCUAUGAACUCGGACUAAUUCUCCGCACUGUUGCUUGGGAGAAAUUGAAUUCCUGGCACUGGGCUGACGUCCCUUCUGUGUGGAGACAAGCCUACUACUUUGUGAGUCUAAUCCUCGUAAUUUCCCGUCUUUUAUUGGGCCAUGAUUGCCUCUCUGUGCUUGUGGAUUGUGACCAUGCACUUCUGAUGGGCUGUUCUUUUGGUGAUGACGUCAUCUCCGGCAUUGCUUUGAUCCUCCAUGACAUGGUUGGUGGUGGAAAUGAGGUGUGCCUUCCUCCAGCAGGGGAAGAAGGGUCACUUUUGAGGUUCGAAUAUUUAACUGAACUUCCUCGGGUUGAAAAUAUUGGUGUGGAAGAUUUUAUUUAUUAUUUUAAUAAUCAAUUGCCGUGUGUGAUAACUGGUUCUUGUGGGCAUUGGCCCGCCUUUUCUGACCGUCGAUGGAAUGUCCAAUAUUUUAUGUCUUUGGCCCAACAUCGAACAGUCCCUGUGGAGAUUGGAAAGAAUUACAUGACUGAUCACAACUGGCACCAAAAACUGAUGUUUUUUAAGGAUUUUGUGAAUGAUUAUAUAAUCAAUCAGUCACCUGUGGUCGGAUAUUUGGCUCAACAUAACCUACUGGGUCAAAUCCCUGUCUUAAAUGAAGAUGUGAUUACCCCUGAAUAUUGCUAUGUCUCUGACUGUGAUGACCGGAAGUGA
This is a messenger RNA of Octopus sinensis (East Asian common octopus), 873 nucleotides long. Its product is annotated as bifunctional peptidase and arginyl-hydroxylase JMJD5-like. NCBI's taxonomy places the organism in Eukaryota, Metazoa, Mollusca, Cephalopoda, Octopoda, Octopodidae. Gene Ontology annotation, molecular function: 2-oxoglutarate-dependent dioxygenase activity. The transcript has a single exon. The coding region runs from base 1 to 873 and encodes 290 amino acids. The record is from RefSeq and is a predicted model, not a curated record.